GCCCGCACGCGCCGGUACCGACCCGCGGCCCCCCCGGCGGGGGGGGGGGGCCAUGGAGAACCGGCACCGGUAGCCUUGGCCUCGCAUGAGGACCCAUCGCACGGGGACAACCGUUGCACAAGGACCGAGGUGGACCCAGGACCCCCCACCCACCCAUGGCCCCCCCUUCCCCCCUCCUCCACCUCCCUCCCCCGCACUGGGCGCCGCGGGGGGGGCCGCCCCGGCGCCUGACUGCUGUCACCGCUGUCGUCCUCGUCGCCAUCGCGGCUGUUGCGGCCUGUCCCGCCGUGUGCCGCUGCGCCGGCGGCCGCGUCUACUGCAACGACCGGGGGCUGACGGCCGUGCCUGAGGGGCUCCCGCCCGGCGCCACCACCCUAUUCCUGCAGAACAACCGGAUCGGUGACGCGGGGAUCCCAGCGCGGCUGGGCCGGCUGCCGGCCCUGCGCGUGCUCUACCUGUACGCCAACGCGCUGGAGCAGCUGCCGGCACACCUGCCACCGGCACUGCGGGAGCUGCAUCUGCAGGAGAACAACGUGCGCGGGCUGUGCCGGCGGGCGCUGGCGCGGGCACCGCUACUUGAGCGCCUACACCUGGAUGACAACUCGGUGUCGGCAGCCGGCAUCGAGGAGGACGCCUUCGCUGAGAACCGCCGCCUGCGCCUCCUCUUCCUCUCACGCAACCACCUGAGCAGCGUGCCGGCCGGGCUGCCGCCGGCGCUGGAGGAGCUGCGCCUGGACGACAACCGCAUCCACACCAUCCCGCUGCGCGCCUUCGAGGGGCUGCCGGCGCUGCGGCGCCUGGUGCUGGACGGGAACCUGCUGGCCAACCAGCGCAUGGCCGACGACACCUUCAGCCGCCUUGGCAACCUGAGUGAGCUCUCGCUGGGCCGCAACGCGCUCGCGGCCCCGCCGGCCAACUUGCCCCGUGCGCGGCUGCGCCGGCUCUCGCUGGCCGCCAACGCCAUCAGCCACGUGCCAGCCGGUGCACUGGCACGGAUGAGGGCGCUGGAACGACUGGACCUGUCGGACAACAACCUGACGACGUUGCCACGGGGGCUCUUUGAUGACCUGGGCAGCCUGAGCCACCUGGGGCUGCGCAACAACCCCUGGUUCUGUGGCUGCAACCUGGCCUGGCUGCGAGACUGGCUGCGCCGGCGUGCGCCGCCACGCCUCGAAGUGCGCGGGCUGCUGUGCCAGGCACCCGCGCGGCUGCGGGGACUGCCGGUGGGCGAGCUGCAGGGGGAGAUGGACGCCUGUGACACCCCCACCGCAGGGGCCGGGGGGGCUUCCCCCGGCAUCGCAGCCGUGUCCCCAGCGGCUUCAAAUGGUGCCAUGGCCGCCUCGCCAGGGGCUGCGGCCACGCCAGGGUUGUGGGUGCAGGCGGCACCGGGGGGGGCCUUGCGGGUGCGGUGGCCACCGGCCCCCCCCCGGCGCAUCCCUGCGGCUGAGCUGGCUGCGGCCCGGAGGGGGGGCCGUGACCGAGACACUGGUGCGGGGGGAGCGGGGAGAGUAUGUGGUGCGGGCGCUGCAGCCCCGUGCCCCGUACCGCGUGUGCCUCGCGGCCCUUGAGCCCCCCGCCGCUCCCCCACUCUGCACACAGGCCCGCGCUGGGGCCGGGGACCCCCCUCCCGGUUCUCCCGGUGCACCAGCCGGGGACUCC
This is a messenger RNA of Corapipo altera (White-ruffed manakin), 1659 nucleotides long. Its product is annotated as leucine-rich repeat transmembrane protein FLRT1-like. The transcript is spliced from 3 exons. Lineage: Eukaryota; Metazoa; Chordata; Aves; Passeriformes; Pipridae. Gene Ontology annotation, molecular function: protein binding. The record is from RefSeq and is a predicted model, not a curated record. Bases 156 to 1568 code for a protein of 470 amino acids.